CGGGUUCGUCUCACGUGACUUGGUGGCUGGCCCCGCCUCCAAUGGAAGCUGAUAGCGUCCUCCUCUCCGCUGCUGCGAUUUCACCCUCCGGGAAAGACGACAACAUGACACUAGCGGACCUUCUUCGACCUUACUCCGCCUAAAAAGAGGAAGCAGCACCGGGCCAAGAGACGAGACAGACGGCUUGUCCGAGCCCGCCACCUGGACGCUGUCACACCUGUGACUUUGGGACACAACACAGACAUGAUGUCCUCCAGUGAUGACGUUCGAGGGGAAGGAUCUUUGUUUUCUGAUCAGAACCCGUCCGAACUGGAUGCUCUGUGUCCCUCCCCUCCAGGACCAUCCAGACCACAGCGAGACUACGAGAGGAUUGGAACACGGACCGGAACCUCUUUUGGCCAGACUCUGAUCCACCUGCUGAAGGGGAACAUCGGCACAGGCCUGCUGGGGCUGCCCUUGGCUGUCAAGAAUGCAGGACUUGUGCUGGGACCUGUCAGCCUGCUGUGCAUGGGUGUCAUCGCCGUGCACUGCAUGAGGGUGCUGGUAGACUGCUCACACCAUCUCAGUGCCAAGAUGAACAGACAAUCUCUGAGCUACGGGGAGGCGGUCCAGUACGGCAUGGAGAAUGUGUCCUGGCUCAGGAGGCACUCGCACUGGGGAAAACGGACCGUCAACUUGUUCCUCAUCAUCACCCAGCUGGGCUUCUGCUGCGUCUACUUUGUCUUCCUUAGUGACAACGUCAAGCAGGUGGUGGAAGCAGCCAACGCCACCACCUUCAGCUGCCAGAUCAACAACACCAACCAGACCCAGGUGCUGGUCCCCAGCUUCGACUCCCGCCUCUACAUGCUGUGUUUCCUGCCCGCCUUCAUCCUGCUGGUCUUCACCCCCAACCUGAAGUACCUGGCGCCCCUCUCUCUCAUCGCCAACCUGGUCAUGGCGGCCAGUCUGGUCCUCAUCUACUUCUACUCCAUCAUGCACAUCAAAGACCCCAUCAACCUGCCAAGUGUGGGCCGGGCCAAAGACUACCCGCUCUUCUUCGGGACGGCCAUCUUCGCCUUUGAAGGGAUUGGAGUGGUUCUUCCCUUGGAGAACAACAUGCACAAGCCCCAGAGUUUCCCCCUGGUUCUUUACCUGGGAAUGGGUAUCGUCACCUUCCUCUACAUCAGCCUGGGCACCGUCGGGUAUUUGUGCUUUGGCGCGGACAUCGGCGGCAGUAUCACCCUCAACCUGCCCAACUGCUGGACCUACCAGGGCGUCAAGCUUCUCUACUGCUUUGGCAUCUUCAUCACCUUCGCCCUGCAGUUCUACGUUCCUGCGGAGAUCCUCAUCCCGCCGCUCGUGGCUCGGGUGUCCGAGAGGUGGGGGACGGCCGUGGACCUGCUGCUCCGCACAGUCCUGGUCCUCUUCACAUGCGCUCUGGCCAUCCUGGUCCCGGAGCUGGACCUGGUGAUCUCGCUGGUGGGCUCGGUCAGCAGCAGCUUCCUGGCGCUCAUCUUCCCGCCCAUCCUGCAGAUCCUGACCCUGCACGGCGAGGGCCUGUCGCCGCCCUCCAUCGCCAAGAACCUGUUCAUCAGCCUGCUGGGCCUGGUGGGCUUCCUGGCGGGGACCUACGUGGCCGUGGAGCAGAUCGUCGCCCGCAACGCCCUCAAGCGGGAGGAGACGCUGGCCGCCUUCGCGCUCCAAUGAUGGCGCGUCGUGCCCGGCAGGACCGAUUACCUUUUUCCGGACCCGUGUUUUUAGUCAUGGGCGUGGCCGUCGUGUCUGUUGUCCUUCAGGUAGGUGCUCGCUCCCCUUUGACUGCGGAGUCAAACUACCUCAACGGUCUUACUGACGACACGUUAACCUACCGCCCUAACUUCUCCUACCAGUUCCCCCCCGCCCCCGAUGGACGUUUCAGUUGCACUUUGAUGGAAUGCCUUACGAAAACCUUCUUUCUCGCCAGCUCUGUAGAAGUCGACCAGAAAAGUCUUUGGCUGUGUCUCAUUUGGCACGCUUGCACACUUCCACUUAGUCCCACCAGGGCUUUCGUGUGUUCACACAUCUUGGCUACGUAGCGACAGAGCUAACUAGACUGGUUAGCAGUGAAAUAUUGCCAUCGUCAUUCCCAGUACCAACUAUAAGCCGCUACUUUUCUCCUACACUUUGAACCCUGCGGCUUAUAAAACGGUUCGGCUAAGUUAUGGAUUUUCCUUUACUGACCGUUUGAAAAAGACGAGCCAACACUUAAAAGGUGCUGCACCGCUCUUCUGUCCAGACGGAGCUUCGAACCGGAAGUGCAAGUGCCAUUCCCUUCGUCUAGCCGUCCGUAGCGAAUCUACUCGGAGGGAUUCUGCAUUCAUCACUGACGAGGCUAAUUGAUAGCGGCCUGUGAAGUUCCUAAAAGUCCACAAAUUAGGCGCAGCAUUGUAUGAAGCCCAGACCCGGAAUUGCGGUCGAUACGUUUGUACAAAAUAAAAACGGUUAGCAUUUUCGAUUGCAUCGUCGACAAACGAGAUUCAAGAUACCGUAAAUUCCAAGCUAUAAGCCUCCACUUUUUUCCUACGCUUUGAACCCUGCGGCUUAUAAAACAAAUACACUGAAGAGGUGUGUCAUUGUUUGUGGUGUGGCGCCACCUUUUGGAUGGGUUUGCUCACUGCGGGUGCUGCAGAACCCUUCUUUUUUCGAGGCUCGAAAUGGAAAGUAGAAGUGGCGUUCCGUCUUCCGGCCGUCCAUCGCGUUACUACACAUAUGGAUUCUUCAGUCAUCGCCCCAAGCAACAAUUGUACGUUUUACAAUAUAACUAAAACAAUUAUUACUUACUAAAGCGUCCCGUGUUUGAUGUCUGUAGGAGUGUUUUCACGCUUAUUUCUACGUGCUAUUACAAUGUGAUCAAGCUAGCGUCAUUCGCAUUAGCUAACAUGCUCAUGCGUGUCCGUGUUAGUGUUAUUAGCUUACAACGGCAUUCUUUUUGUAUUGAUUCACUUUCACAAAUUCCUCAGUAAACUCACCAAAACGUCACCGUGGAGUUAUUGAGUCUGUUUAGCUGAUUGGAGAGCUAGCUUGCGCAGCUAGUGGGUCCAUGACCACGACUUCUGUUUUGUAUGAUCAGCCGUUUUACUGCCGUGUUGCGUACACAAUGAAGGUAUGUAAAUAAACAUUUCCAUGUAAAUAUCUCAUUUCACAACGUAUAUAUCUGCGACUUAUAUAUGGAAUACAUGUUUUUCCGACAGUGAAUAAUCAGGGGCGGCACGACCCGGGCCUUCAGGAACUAAGUAGACGGUGUCUUUGUUUAAGUGUACUACUUGCGACACAGCCCCCAGCGUCUUGUUACAUGGCCUUUUCACCACAGACAUAAGGAAAAUAAACGGAAUUUGUCACGAGCAGUUCAAGUUUUGAAGGUUUUGUCACAAUUAAAGGGGAAUUUUGCCUAUCACUCACAAUCCUUAUGUAAGACAAGAACACAUGUUUUAGUUUUUUUAUGCAUUCUAAAUUGUAAAUAAAUGUGCGCAAAAGUCAGCUAGCAAUGGAGCUAAUGCGCCUAUAAAAGGCUCUAAAAAUAUCCACCAAGGUUUUAUAUACACGCUGUAAGUAUAUAUAUAUAAUGCAGUAAAAUUCAUAAUAACAUGUAAUAUAUACAUGAUGUAAGUAUAUAUGUAGUAUCUAGUAACAUUCAUAAUAACAUGUAAUAUAUACAUGAUGUAAGUAUAUAUGUAGUAUCUAGUAACAUUCAUAAUAACAUGUAAUAUAUACAUGAUGUAAGUAUAUAUGUAGUAUCUAGUAACAUUCAUAAUAACAUGUAAUAUAUACAUGAUGUAAGUAUAUAUGUCAUGUAGUAACAUUCAUAAUAACAUGUAAUAUAUACAUGAUGUAAGUAUAUAUGUAGUAUCUAGUAACAUUCAUAAUAACAUGUAAUAUAUACAUGAUGUAAGUAUAUAUGUCCUGUAGUAACAUUCAUAAUAACAUGUAAU
This is a messenger RNA of Entelurus aequoreus (snake pipefish), 3947 nucleotides long. RefSeq names its product solute carrier family 36 member 1 (gene slc36a1). Gene Ontology annotation, cellular component: vacuolar membrane. Gene Ontology annotation, biological process: L-alanine transport; glycine transport; proton transmembrane transport. The record is from RefSeq and is a predicted model, not a curated record. The transcript has 12 exons. NCBI's taxonomy places the organism in Eukaryota, Metazoa, Chordata, Actinopteri, Syngnathiformes, Syngnathidae. Bases 244 to 1686 code for a protein of 480 amino acids. Gene Ontology annotation, molecular function: L-proline transmembrane transporter activity; amino acid:proton symporter activity; L-alanine transmembrane transporter activity.